Chroicocephalus ridibundus (black-headed gull) is the source of this 4753-nucleotide messenger RNA. RefSeq names its product solute carrier family 4 member 5 (gene SLC4A5). Gene Ontology annotation, cellular component: plasma membrane. Lineage: Eukaryota; Metazoa; Chordata; Aves; Charadriiformes; Laridae. Bases 1161 to 4580 code for a protein of 1139 amino acids. Gene Ontology annotation, molecular function: sodium:bicarbonate symporter activity; solute:inorganic anion antiporter activity; monoatomic anion transmembrane transporter activity. Gene Ontology annotation, biological process: transmembrane transport; bicarbonate transport; monoatomic anion transport. The transcript is spliced from 28 exons. The record is from RefSeq and is a predicted model, not a curated record.
AGUGGCUUUACCGUAGAUUCCCGGAUGUGCCCGGACGCUAGAUGUGCCCAGACCGCAGAAAGACAUAGCUAAAGGAAAAAAACACAGCAGCUUGCUCUGUAGAGCCUUUCCAAAGGGCUUUUCCAGGAAUCGAAUCCCCGGGGAGGCACCAACUUGCACCUCCUGGACCAAGAUGGAUAUUUGGGCAAGGCUUGGACAGGGGGGGAAAACACCCAUUUCUGAAGAUUUCUGGCUCUUCUCUAUGAACCGCAGCUUCGUUUUUUAUCCCCAGUACAUGGAAAAGGAGAGCCCGGUAAUUUUUAAAACAAAAAUGACUUCAAUGUGGCAACGUGCUGCCCCUGGGGAUGGUGGUAACUCCCCUCUGCUGGAGACCAACCUUUAAUGACCAGGACAAGCAGCCGCCAACACCUCCGUACCGUUCCUCCUGGCUGGGCAGAGCCGGACCCCGGCACAGGCGGCAUUGAACGGGUCGGAUGCAGGUUUUCACGCCUGGAUUAAUACUGGUUUUCGGCAGGUGGGGGGAGACAGGGAGACAGGGAGAAGUCGAUUCCUGCAUCAAGUUUGGCACCCGGCACCCGUAUUCCCACGGAGCGUUGGUCCGCAAACGCCUGGAGGACGGGAAAGGCAGAUUUAAGCAAGGGCGUGGAAUCCCAGAUGUAGAGGAUAUUGCACGGAGACAAAAAAUAAAAGCAGUUGCCCUCCCAGAUCCCUGGCAAUGAAGGCAAAAUUGCUGCAAAAAAAAAAACCAAACCCCGCACAAACCCUAAAGCCCCCAGAAGGCGCAGAUGUUGAAGAUGUUGAAGUUGGGGAUGGACAACUUGAUUUUUCCUACGUCCCGGUGGUCUGAUACCUAGAGACCAUCACUGCGUGAGACCAGGUCUCCGCUGGCGUGAAACGUCCCAUCCUCUCCAGAGGUCUCUUUGCAUCCCGUCAUGCCUUUCUGCUCCCAAAGUCGAUCGGCGGCGCCCAAAAUACAUUUUAACCUGGGAGCUACAGAGCGUUUGGCAGUAGGCGUCGAUGCGAUGGUUGCAAGAGCAGCUUUCUCUCAAGGCAAUCCGGGCUCCCGCACCCACCGGCGCCCGUGACUUUCCUCUGCGGCCCCAUCCUCUGAUUUCUCAGCGUUUUCCGGGGAGCUCAAGCUCACUCCGAGCGGUGGGACCAUGCUGGAGGAUGAGGACGGGAUGAGCGAGAGGGGGCUCAGCAGCUCCAGGAGGAGAUACGACGAUGAGGAAGAUUACCACUCCAUCUACAUCGGGGUGCCGGUGCCCCGGGGCUACCGGAGGAAACGGCGUCGGCGAAGAUCUGCCUCCAGCCGGGACAGGACCAGCGAGAGCGAGCGGCACUACGAGCGCCAGGAUCGCUCCGACACCGACGACGGUGGCCACGGCUGCUACGAGAGCGGCAACGACAACGCCAGCAGGACCAUGUCACCGGCUGCCGAACGCCUCCGCUACAUCCUGGGGGAAGACGAUGAGGCCCCCAACCCCACGCUCUUCACGGAGAUGGACACGCUGCAGCACGACGGCGAGGAGAUGGAGUGGAAGGAGUCGGCCAGGUGGAUAAAGUUUGAAGAAAAGGUGGAGGAAGGCGGGGAGAGGUGGAGCAAGCCCCACGUGUCCACGUUGUCUUUGCACAGCCUCUUUGAGCUGCGGACGUGUCUGCAGACGGGAACGGUGCUCCUGGACUUAGAUGGCUACUCUUUGCCCCAAAUUAUAGAUGAUGUCAUUGAGAAGCAGAUCGAGGACGGUCUGCUCAAGCCGGAGCUGCGGGAGAAGAUAAGCUACGUGCUCCUCAGGAAGCACCGUCACCAAACCAAGAAGCCAAUCCACCGGUCCUUGGCCGACAUCGGAAAGUCCGUCUCCUCUAACACAACCCGCAGCCCCGUCCGGAGCCCGGCCGCCGGCGCCGCCUUCCACCGCUCCACCGAAGACCUGCGGAUGCGGCAGAGUGCGAGCUACGGCCGCCUGCGUCACGCGCAGAGUCGGAGCAUGAACGACAUCUCGGACACGCCGAGCACCGACCAGCUGAAGAACAAGUUCAUCAAGAAGAUCCCCAAGGAUGCAGAGGCCUCCAACGUGCUGGUGGGAGAAGUGGAAUUCCUGGAGAAGCCCUUUGUGGCUUUUGUGCGGCUCCUCCAGGCGACGAUGCUGGGAGGGGUGACGGAGGUGCCCGUCCCCACCAGGUUCCUCUUUAUUCUCCUUGGUCCCGCGGGAAAAGCCAAAUCCUACAAUGAGAUCGGCAGAGCCAUCGCAACCCUCAUGGUGGACGAUCUCUUCAGUGAUGUCGCCUACAAAGCCCGGGAUAGAGAAGACCUGAUCGCUGGCAUAGAUGAGUUUCUGGAUGAAGUCAUCGUCCUGCCUCCCGGCGAGUGGGACCCCAACAUUAGGAUUGAACCACCCAAAAAAGUGCCCUCGGCUGAGAAGAGGAAGUCGGUUUUCUCGCUCAACGAAGUGGGGCAGAUGAACGGCACGGCCGGUGGGGCGGGCGCCGGGGGCGGCGGAGGUGGCAGCGACGAUGGGGAGAUGCCUGAAGUUCAUGAAAUCGGGGAAGAGCUCGCGUGGACCGGCAGGUUUUGUGGUGGCCUCUACUUGGAUAUCAAGAGGAAGCUGCCCUGGUUCCCGAGUGACUUCUAUGAAGGCUUUCAUAUCCAGUCCAUCUCCGCCAUCUUGUUCAUCUACCUGGGCUGCAUCACCAAUGCCAUCACGUUCGGGGGCUUGCUUGGGGAUGCUACAGACAACUACCAGGGCGUCAUGGAGAGUUUCCUCGGCACGGCGAUGGCAGGCUCCAUGUUUUGCCUCUUCGCCGGGCAGCCGCUCAUCAUCCUCAGCAGCACCGGCCCCAUCCUCAUCUUCGAGAAGCUACUCUUCGAUUUCAGCAAAGGCAACGGCAUCGACUACAUGGAGUUUCGCCUCUGGAUCGGCUUGCACUCUGCCCUACAGUGCCUUAUCCUGGUGGCCACCGACGCCAGCUUCAUUAUAAAGUACAUCACCCGCUUCACGGAGGAAGGCUUCUCCACCCUCAUCAGCUUCAUCUUCAUCUACGACGCCAUCAAGAAGAUGAUCGGAGCUUUUAAAUACUAUCCCAUCAAUUCCGACUUCAAACCGGACUACGUGACCAUGUACAAGUGCGAGUGCAUCGCUCCCGACCCAGCCAACGCGACCUUGUUCGAUGCUUCAGCUCCAGUGGCGCCAAACACCACUAACGUUUCUCUGUACAAUGCUAUUAACCUAACAGCUCUGGACUGGACUCAGCUGAGUAAGAAGGAGUGUCUCAAAUACGGCGGCAGCUUAGUGGGAAAAUCCUGUAAAUUCGUGCCCGACCUGGCCCUCAUGUCCUUCAUCCUCUUCUUCGGCACCUACUCCAUGACUUUGACCCUGAAAAAAUUCAAAUUCAGCCGCUAUUUCCCCACCAAGGUCAGGGCUUUCAUUGCCGAUUUUUCCAAUGUCUUCUCCAUCCUCCUCUUCUGCGGAGUGGAUGCCUGUUUCGGACUGGACACCCCCAAGCUCCAUAUUCCCAGUAUCAUCAAGCCCACCCGCGUGGACCGAGGGUGGUUCGUGUUUCCCUUCGGCAAGAACCCGUGGUGGGUUUACCUGGCGAGCGCCCUGCCCGCCCUCCUCGUCACCAUCCUCAUCUUCAUGGACCAGCAGAUCACGGCCGUCAUCGUCAACAGGAAGGAGCACAAGCUGCGGAAAGCCGCGGGCUACCACCUGGACCUCUUCUGGGUGGGCAUCCUCAUGGCCGUCUGCUCCUUCAUGGGGCUGCCCUGGUACGUGGCGGCCACCGUCAUCUCCAUCGCCCACAUCGACAGCUUGAAGAUGGAGACGGAGACCAGCGCCCCGGGGGAGCAGCCCCAGUUCCUGGGCGUCAGGGAGCAGAGAGUGACGGGCAUCAUCGUCUUCGUGCUGACGGGGAUUUCCGUCUUCCUGGCCCCCAUCCUGAAGUACAUCCCCAUGCCGGUGCUGUACGGCGUCUUCCUGUACAUGGGCGUCGCGUCGCUGAACGGCAUCCAGUUCUGGGACCGCUGCAAGCUCUUCCUCAUGCCGGCCAAGCACCAACCCGACUACGUCUUCCUCCGGCACGUGCCGCUGCGCCGCAUCCACCUCUUCACGCUGGUGCAGAUCAUCUGCCUGGCCGUCCUCUGGAUCCUCAAAUCCACCGUGGCCGCCAUCAUCUUCCCCGUCAUGAUUUUAGCCCUGAUCCUGGUGAGGCGGCUGCUGGAUUUUGUCUUCUCCCAACACGACCUGGCCUGGAUUGACAACAUCAUCCCCGAGAAGGAGAAGAAGAAAGAGGAUGACAAGAAAAAGAAGAAAAAAGGCAACAAAGGAGACAGCAGCAGCGAUGAAGAGGAAAGAGGUCCUCCUCCUGGAGCUCUGCGUUCUGAUUCCUCCCCCAACGGCUCAGACAUGGAUCGCAGCAUUACGCUUCACCUGAAGAUUUCGUGCCCGUCGUCUCCCGCAUUUAACUAUUCCCGAAACCCCAUCUGCGCCGUGCCCCAGGUGAAGAUCGAGAUGGAGUCGGACUACGAGGACACCGACACCGAAAAACCCCCUCGGGACAUGGGCAGUGAGACCACGCUAUAGUCCCGCGCAGCGCUUCCUCUGUGAUUUAUAUAUAUAUAUAGAUAUUUAUAUAUUCAUAUAUAUAUAUAAAGCAAAUUGGGCUUAUUUUUCUAUGUGAGACGGAGGAGACCAGUGGCCCCAGGGGUCCGUUGCUCCGGUAGUUUUUAGCGUCACGAGUUAAACGCGUUGUUGAA